Molecule: messenger RNA, 1112 nt
Organism: Cololabis saira (Pacific saury)
Lineage: Eukaryota; Metazoa; Chordata; Actinopteri; Beloniformes; Belonidae
Product: reticulon-2-like
Exons: 5
Coding region: 225-1112 (295 amino acids)
Source: RefSeq, a predicted model, not a curated record
GCUGAUGGGAGGGAGCAGAUGGGAGGAUGGUGGAGCGAGGCAGGGCGGGGCUGCUGAGCCACAGAGGCAGGAGAGGCAGGAAGCUGCUUAACAGACGACCAAGGAGCAGGGAGGAGGAGGAGGAAGAGGAAGAGAGUGAAUGCAAAGGACGUGAGUGCCGGCAGUAGAGGAGGGAGGGGGGGGGGCUUCCAGACUGGACAGGCCCAGCAAUGCCUUAAUGGAGUAUGGGCCAGGUUUUAGGAUUCUCCCACUGCCAGGAAUAUGGCUCUGUGGCUUCCACCCCAGACUCCACGCCACCGUGCACCGAUGGUGGAAAUGAGGAGUCGGAGAUAUACGAGCUGCAAACCGCCAGAGAGUGGUCGGACGAUGAGGAGACUGGCGAUCCGGACGACGACGAUGGGCUGGCUUCAUCCCCGUCCGUGUGGGGCACCCCGCGUCAGAACUCCUUCGAGCUGACUUUCUCUUACAUCGCCAUCGCCGAUGCCGAGGCAGUGGGGCCAUCGCGACACCACCGUGACCGACGCAGGGUCGGCCCUCGGGCAGGUCGCACCCCUUUGAUCCGUACAGACACGCUGGAAACACUGUUGGACUCCCCCGAUGUAGACUGGGACCCGCAAGCCUUCCUCGGUCAAGAGGAAGAAGAGGAAACAUCUGACAGGACAGACCAGGAGAGGGUCGAGGCGAGGACAGGGAGUCCUGGGGGACGAAGGGAAAGGGAUCCGAUUGGGACUAUUACAGAUCAGCCCUCUCCUCAGAACCUGGACCCAGAAACUCAAGAGAGAAACUCACACGUCCCAAGAGAGGAGAGUGAAGGCCAGAACGUCCAACCUCCCUCUGAGACCCAGUCAUCUCAGCAACAGAGCCCCUCAGAGUUGAUUCAGGCAGCGAUGGCCUCACCAGCCCCUGAACCUGAAUCUCCCAUCACCAGGGAAACCAUUUCAGUCAAGUUACUCACAUCUGUGCGACCCAGAGGCCCAGCGGGUUCAGCCGCUGUCGUUGGCUUCAACUCUCAGGAACAGCUGGUCAGCGAUCACUGGUUUUCAGCAGUCGACCUAACAGAAGACCAGGCGACAUGCACCUUCAUAGGAGAGAUCCUUCCACUCGGCAGAUAA